AUGGCAGCAACUGCGACCGACGCUGGUAGCAAAGCACCGCAGGUCGGCCUCGUUUUGAGUGGCGAGAGGGUUUUGCUAUCAUGGCAAGAUGUGUUGAGUGCGUUGCAGGCAUCUGACGGGCCACCAUCAGAGCUGUAUCGACAAUUCAUCGAGCACAACAAAGACAUCCUCACCCAAACGAUACCCUCUUUCAGCCGACCAGACCCUCUAUCGAAAUCGAGGUUCGAAUCGAGCGUCUUGCCGAUCAAUGUGACGUCUGAGGAGCAGCAGAAGCAGGUGGACAGGAUAAAAGCAGACUCUCUGUGGCUGAGCGACGAGCAGCAUCUUGAUGAGGUUCAAGCACUACGAAUAGUUCUGCUUGAAUGGCAGAACCGGGCUGAGCUCAGACUCAACUCUGGCUUUGCCGAUGCAGAGCUCGCCAGUCUACGCGAUGCUCUCGGCACAGAGUAUGCGCAGACGCUGCAAUUGGUGCCUGGAGGACCAUACAGCCGAGCAGACGACAUCUUCGAGACUGGGGACGCGCGCAAAACACGGAUACUUCAGAUCUACCACCGCACACAGCCUGCUAUGCUUGCACUGGUUCGCGAGUCGAUACAAGCUGGGCUGCAGAAGCCCGACACCGACCGACAAGAUUCGAGAGCUGUAUGGACGCGGCUGAUGUCGGUGGAAGCGCAGAUUUCUCUACACGAUGCUGUAAAUGAGACCACCAGCGCCAUAGGAGCCAUAUGCCAGGAGCUCAGCCAGCAGCACGAAUGGAAGGGCAUCGACGUUGCCUUCCAUGACCAGAUUCAAAAUGACUACACAACUGCCAAGCUGCAGUCGAUAGUAGGUCUACUGGAGAUCUUGCUCCUACGCACACAGAAUAUAGAGGAAGCCGUCACUUCCGAGAUGAUGCUGGAAUGGUUGACAUCCAUGACCGAGCACGGUUUCUUCGCCCAUUUCCAAUCAGACAUACCACCUCAACAGUCAGCUAUCGACCGCAUCCAAGUAGCGGCAGCUUAUGUCACUCUGGCGCUUCUACGCCCUGUAUUCGCGAUGGAGUUCAUGGAAGAUGCCGCAGAAUCGGAUCAACCCGACAUCCGUGGAAAGGAAUAUUUUCUCGACGUCGACAAGAUUGAGGACAUGCAUCGCCUGAUGAUGUCCGCGGCAAUGGCUGCAAACUCGUGCGCAGGGCCCGCGACCUUAUCCUGGGGCCUGAUCUUCUUCAGGAUCAGACUUCUGGCAAUACAACAGAAGGAACGUCGAGAAGUGCGCACAGUGGAGAAGGUCAUCGCAGCACAGGAUACACCGAGCCGACGAGUCUCCGUGGGUAGUAUGGGAUCUCUGAUGAGUGAGUCUCUACAUGAGAACAUCAACUUACAAAUUCGGCCCACACAAGGCAUUGACGACUCCCUUCAAUUCAUGAUGGAGAGUGCUGUGCGAGGUAGCAACGUUUUCGACUUUCUUUCAACGAUGGCUUCAGUGGCUAAGACCUCAUCUACCUUGCUGCAGUCAUUCCAAUUGAAUAUCUUACAAGAACUGUUGGCGGCAGCUCGACCCACACUAGGCUAUACUCCAGACAUACUCAACACUCAAUUGACAAUACUGUCGACCGUCAAGGAUGAUGCAACAGCGCUGACUCCUUUCAAGCCGUUGCUGAACUUCGUUGCUGAGCCUUUCCUCACCGAGAAUUUUCUUGAUGUCGCAGCAUCGAGGUUUCCGUACGAAGCCCUGCCAUUUCUGCGAAUGGUGAAGGCGCUUGCCAAGGGCGGGUACGAUGCAUUCUUUAGUCAAGAGGAUGGUACACACUACAUCACACAGCGACUACGGCAGAUGGACGGCUACUCACAGCUGGCAGUUGGAGGCUUUGAAGCUUUUCACACAACCCAAGAGGACGAAAACGCGAAUCUAGUCACGCUCGACCAGACUGUCGGGAUCCUAGACCAGCGUCCGCAACGUCUGCUCACCGCAAGUCCUGAGUCGCAAACGUCACUAGCUAUUCCAGAAGGUACUGUCGGUGCAGUCAUCUCCGACUCAAUGCCGCCUGUCGUACGCUGGAAGCAUGAAUAUUCUGCAUUGCCAUUAUUAGGACGAUGGCUCCAACUACAGGUCAAAGGAGAGCUAUCUAGUGUACUGUCGCCGUUCGAAGCACCAGACUAUGUUGCGGCUGCCGUUAUUGGCCUCUUCGGAACACUGCUAUCUACCAUGCAUGCGAGAGGUAUUCAGCAGAAUACCUCAGAACAAGCAAGUGCACUGAGCCAAGACCUCAUCGACGAGGCAUCCACUGAACUCGAUGGAGAUCGAACGAUCAUCAACUGCGUCUUCGACAUAGUGGAGCAGCAGCUCGUCUCAACAAGACGCUUCUCCCCUGUAACAGGGUGUGAUUUGCUCAUUGCUUGCGUUGACUUCAUCACGAUCCUCUCCAAAAUACAGCCGAUGCAGACAUGGCCACUAUUGGUGAAGAGCAGCCUCUUCGCCGCUUACGGAGCCAAGAGAACGAUCUAUUCAAUCAUUACCGCCGUCGAAAUGCCACUCCAGAGCUAUGGUCUACUUGAGAGCUGCGUGUCGCUUAUGCACGCCGUCAUGGACCUGACCCUAAAGGUCUCAUCAAAAUCUGGACCAGCUAUAGGAAGCAGAUCACGGGCAACGCUAUCACAGCGGCCGCUGUCUGCAGCAGUCUUGGGUUUGACAGAAACAAUGUACGCCGCAUUCGAGGCAAUGUCAGGAUGGACUUUUUCAGAUCAGCGGCAGAAACAGCACAUCCUGGGCGGCCUCUCCUCAGCUUUCUCGGAUUUGCUGUACUAUGUUUCCGGCACAGGUAGUGCCUUCAACGUUGAUCAUUCGGUCACAAUAGCUUUCCGACCAGCCGCCGACUUCCUGCUCAGCGCCCUGAGUGGGACUGGCAUUCAGUCUCUUGGAUCAGGUCCAAUCGCGCUGAACCUGGUCACGUCCACCCUGGGUAUCGUACCGGACAUCUUCAGUCCCGAUGCUGCUGCGCACCUGAAGUCGGUCGUAAUGCUUGCAAGAACACAUCUCGGAUGCUCAAGAAUUUCUGGACACGCUCUGAAAGAGGUCAACACGACCCUGAUCAAUUUGUUUCCCAUCUUCGUUCGACUACCAAUAAUGCAUGCGCCACUCUUCCGACCAAGCUUGGCGAUCGAGACUGAUGUAUACGAUGCAUUCGCGCAAGGCUCCAGGCCACAUCUUCUCGGACACUUGGGUUCUGUCUCUUGUCUCGCCUUUCUUGACAGCCUGAAGUACCUAAAUGCCAGAGCAUACGAAGAAGCACAUAUCUCAUGGCGACUCAUCUCUAGACUGGUCACACCCGAUCAACAGUGGACAGCGAUUGUUCUCAUCACAGGUUCGCCACCAGGCAGAGAUCGCAAAGACGGCGAGAAGCCGCACACUCGGGGAAAGCCCUUGAUGGUGCAGGCCAUCGACAAGCUUGUGAAGAUAGACGAGCUGCAUGCAACAGUGGCAGUGGCAAUGUUGAGGCUGCUACAAGAAGCCCAGCAGGGGUGGCCUGCCGUAACUGACACGAUCACGGAACGCGACGACUUGUUCCCGGCCUUGAUAAAAUACUGCUGUUCGAAGUCAUCACACAGCGGAAACGAUCUGGCCCAAGCACAACACAAUCAAAUAGUGGCUGGUGUAACAGAUCUCAGCGUCAUAUCACUGCACGCGAUGAUGGUCUUCCGGAACGAGAAGAAAUUCGCACGUUUCAUACCAUUCCUCAAGUGGCUUGCGGAGAACGCCAUCGAAGUCGACGCCUACAACACUUCGUUGCAUUCGAACUUGAAGAAGAACUUCGCAAUGAAGUAUGACGGCCUCGACAUUGAUGUCGUCACGCGUACCGGCAUCUUGCGAGUACCAUACAGCGAGAACUACUUCUACGACAUCACCUUUGCCAGCAAGCUCCUCAGUCAUGACCGCUACUGGUCGAAUUUCCAGACAGAAUUGAAGCUGGCGAACGUCAACCUUUCGAUCGUCGAAUCCGAGCUCGCCCUCCUGCGUAGCUUCAAAUAUCUGUGCAGCGAACAUGGCUCCUUCUUCGCAAAGAAUCGCGACGUUCAGGUCAUCAUGGCUCAAAUCGUUACCAGCUGCUUACGCGCAAACAUGCAGCCGACUCCAACAGAGCAGAUCUUCGAUAUGCUGUAUCAAUCACGCGCCGAGAUCGCGAGCAUGUUGCUUGCUCCGCUUGUAACGGUCAAAGCUCACGGCUCAGAUUUCACCUCCAUCCUGCGUGUCGCAUAUGACAGCGGUCGCUAUCAGAACGGAUCCUACCAUCUCGCAAUCACAAACGACGACCUAACAUACUGGCGGACCAUGGUUAACAAUGUGCGACUCGCCUUACAAUUCCACGUCACCAGCCCAGUACGGACGCAAGCCCUAGCCGGAGUCAAUCUCGAGUCCAUCGAUCCAGCGAUCAGCCUGAUCUGCGACAUCGCAGCACACAUCAUCGGCGAAGGCCUCGCCUCAGUUGUCGCCGCAAUCCAAGAACAAGCCCAAACUAAGACCUCUACUCCAGAAGACGGAACCACCACCAUCGACGUCACAGACGUCAACCUCCUCCUGCACACCCUGCAAACGGUUCUUCGCAUACCCACCCUCCCACAGUUCGCGACCCACCUUUCCGAAGUCCUCAUCGCCACCGACACCGCGCAAUCCGCCAUGCUGCUGUAUAGCUGGUCACACGUCCUCCUCUCCGCCGACAAAGAACCCAUGUACGCCCUCCCGUCCGUUACGCUUCUCGCGACCUUGUCCCGUCUGCCUCUAAUGGCAGAGCACCUCGCCGUCUCGGGCAUCUUCACCCGCCUGCUGUCGUCGAAGAUGACACAGCGCUUACAGAGCAUCCCUUCCGGAGCGGGACAUCUUGAUCGACGAUCGAUGGGACCGCUUCUUUACACGCUGUGGAGCGAUGGGUACCUGCGGAUCGCGCUUAAUCUGCUGGAUAGUAUCGGCGGUGGCGUUGCGGGGGAGGUGAGCGUGUUUCUGAAUCAGUUCCCCCAGCAGCUCGGCCGGGCAAGCAGAAGUCUAUCUGCUGAAGUUGCCGAAGGUGGUGAAGGCGGCAUCACGCUAGGUCUCGCAUCCGAAGUCGCCAAUCUGUCACUUCUCAGUUUCAUCCUCGAGCGCUUCCGCAUGUCAGGCCCAUCAGCAGCAGUUGAUCCGGGACAACUGCUGCCGUUGGAUGGGUUCGACGAGCACAAGAAGGCAGUGGCGGUGGAUGUGGGCGACGUGCUGGCUCAAAAGGCGGAGUUUAGGAUGAGGAGAGAGGUUGCCACUAGUGAGGUGGAGGCGGGUUGGGCGAGGCAGUUGGUGGCGAAGAAGGGGGUCGGGGAUGGAAAGCAGAGUAUAUUGGAUCAAAAGGUCGUGAAGGAGCUGCAAGCGGCGAGUGUUUGUCUGGUUGUGGAGUCGGAUGAAGGGGCAUAA
Cyphellophora attinorum is the source of this 5409-nucleotide messenger RNA. RefSeq names its product Nucleoporin. The record is from RefSeq and is a predicted model, not a curated record. The transcript has a single exon. Gene Ontology annotation, biological process: RNA export from nucleus; protein import into nucleus. Gene Ontology annotation, molecular function: structural constituent of nuclear pore. NCBI's taxonomy places the organism in Eukaryota, Fungi, Ascomycota, Eurotiomycetes, Chaetothyriales, Cyphellophoraceae. Gene Ontology annotation, cellular component: nuclear pore inner ring. The coding region runs from base 1 to 5409 and encodes 1802 amino acids.